AUAUAAUAUAGAGAGAGAGAGAUGCCUUUUCUUGAUCUUGGACUUUUCAACGAGCCCACAUACAUUGGCUUGUGGAUCGAAUAUCUCAGGAUAUAAAUACACCAUCUCUGGCCUUGCAAAGUUUUAAACCAAAGAAUUAAUUGCUUUUGAAACAUCAUCCAUACAUAAAAGAAAGAGUGCGAGAGUGUACAAGAUAAAGAACCAAGAGAGAUGGUGAGGGCUCCUUGCUGUGAGAAGAUGGGAUUAAAGAAAGGGCCUUGGACACCUGAAGAAGAUAAGAUUUUGAUUUCCCAUAUUCAAAAAUAUGGCCAUAGCAAUUGGCGUGCACUGCCUAAGCAAGCUGGUUUAUUAAGAUGCGGGAAGAGUUGCAGACUCCGAUGGAUAAACUAUUUGAGGCCAGACAUUAAGCGAGGAAACUUCACCGAGGAAGAAGAGAAAACCAUUAUCAAGUUACAUGAAAUGCUGGGAAAUAGGUGGUCGGCAAUUGCAGCGAAACUACCAGGAAGGACAGACAACGAGAUUAAGAAUGUGUGGCACACCCACCUGAAGAAGAAGAUCAAACAAAAGCAAGAUUCCAAUAAUCAACAACUCUAUGUGACAGUACCAAAAUGUGAUGAUCUCAGUGUCAUUGACCUAUCAGAAUCUGACAAUUCCAUCAUUCCAGCUCUUCCAGGAUUAAUUGGAAGUCCAGGGCAUUCACCAAUGUCCCCUCAGCCCUCUUCUAGUGACCUUUCCACCGUAACCGAAACUUCAGGUGCCACCGCCGAAACAGACAACAUCAAGGUCGAAAAAAUGGACUCAUCGGAUAUGUUUUUUCCGUUGCUAGACCAAGAUCUUUGGUCAGAAGCAGAAUUAGCCGAGAAUUCCAGCAUGGAAUUGGCAUCAGACAGUAUGGUAGCAGCAGGAUUUUAUAGCAACUUUCCGAGAAUUGAUGAUGAUAACGAUAUGGAUUUCUGGUACAAUCUUUUUGUUAAAGCUGGGGACAUAGAGGAAUUACUAUAAUUUUUUUUGGAUGGCAAAUGAUUUUGAACAUCCAGGGGAAUCUUGCAGGCAUUUAUUUGACCGUUACCCUGGAAAACGAGAGUUAUCCAGAGUGGGCCAAAUUUGUCCAGAAGGAAGAAUAAAUAUAGAUAUCAUUCAUUGACGAGCAGAGAUUAUUCUAUGAUUUGUGGGCGUUUUUGAAGGGAAAUGACACACAGAAGAAUUAAAGGAGAAGAGACGAUGAGGCUGGAAAAGUUUUGUAUAGUGAUUAUUAGAUAGAUUACCCAUUAAUUCUAACUUACUCUUCAUUGAACAAAGAGAUUUGAAUUGAACUUGUAAUACUUGUCUAAUUAUAUUUAAUGCAUCAAAAAUUGUGCA
This is a messenger RNA of Hevea brasiliensis (rubber tree), 1359 nucleotides long. RefSeq names its product transcription factor MYB30. The record is from RefSeq and is a predicted model, not a curated record. The transcript has 3 exons. NCBI's taxonomy places the organism in Eukaryota, Viridiplantae, Streptophyta, Magnoliopsida, Malpighiales, Euphorbiaceae. Bases 211 to 1002 code for a protein of 263 amino acids.